AUGACCAAUAUCUUGGAAUCACUCUUCUCUUUGAAGGGCAGCAAGGCUGUUGUUACUGGCGGGACGAGAGGCAUCGGUCAGGCUAUGGCUUUAUCCCUUGCAGAAGCAGGUGCAGAUAUCAUUUUGGUUCAGAGAGAUGAAAUAAACCUCGAGACGAAGACGUCGAUCGAGCAGCUUGGUCGACAAGUUUUCGUUUACACAGCAGACUUGAGCAAUCAAGAACAAGUUGAGAAAUUGAGCAAACGCAUCCUCGCCGACGGCCACGAUGUUAGUAUCUUGGUGACCUGCGCUGGAAUACAACGACGACAUCCAGCGCAUCAAUUCCCUAUGAGCGACUGGGAUGAAGUUCUCCAAGUCAACCUCCGAACAGUCUGGACUUUAUGCCGCGACCUGGGCUCAUAUAUGUUGACCCGCAAGCCUGACGCAAGCGGCCAUCGCGGAAGCAUCAUCAACGUCGCGUCACUCGUCAGCUUUCAAGGCGGUCUUACAGUCCCAGCGUAUGCAGCAGCGAAGGGCGGGAUCGCACAGCUUACGAAGGCUUUGAGUAACGAGUGGGCGAGUCAAGGUGUUAAUGUCAAUGCUAUUGCGCCGGGAUACGUUGCUACGGAUAUGAAUGAGGCUUUGAUCAAUGAUGAAAAGAGGGCUGAGAGUAUUCUUUCGAGAAUUCCGGCGGGGAGAUGGGGAUGUCCUGAGGACUUCAAGGGAGUCACAGUCUUUCUGGCGGGAAGAGGAAGCUUGUACGUUUCCGGAGAGUUAGUUACGGUUGAUGGCGGAUGGAUGGGACGAUAA
Fusarium redolens is the source of this 789-nucleotide messenger RNA. RefSeq lists its product as uncharacterized. The record is from RefSeq and is a predicted model, not a curated record. Gene Ontology annotation, molecular function: oxidoreductase activity, acting on the CH-OH group of donors, NAD or NADP as acceptor. The coding region runs from base 1 to 789 and encodes 262 amino acids. The transcript is spliced from 2 exons. NCBI's taxonomy places the organism in Eukaryota, Fungi, Ascomycota, Sordariomycetes, Hypocreales, Nectriaceae.